Loxodonta africana (African savanna elephant) is the source of this 1967-nucleotide messenger RNA. It is a transcript of the gene NCF4, whose product is annotated as neutrophil cytosolic factor 4. Bases 502 to 1770 code for a protein of 422 amino acids. The record is from RefSeq and is a predicted model, not a curated record. The transcript has 12 exons. NCBI's taxonomy places the organism in Eukaryota, Metazoa, Chordata, Mammalia, Proboscidea, Elephantidae. Gene Ontology annotation, biological process: superoxide anion generation; respiratory burst; phagocytosis. Gene Ontology annotation, molecular function: protein binding; phosphatidylinositol binding; superoxide-generating NADPH oxidase activator activity. Gene Ontology annotation, cellular component: cytoplasm; NADPH oxidase complex.
CUAACUCAGUCUGGGCCUGGGGGACGAGACCCUCUGCCACCUGUACCCCUGGACCCUGAUCACCAUGACCCAAGCCCAGCAGCUGCGGGCUGAGAGGAAGACUCAUUGACCGCCUGUGUUAUGCAGAUGACACAAUCUUGCUUGCUGAAAGUAAAGAGGCCUUGAAGCACUUACCAAUGAAGAUCAAAGACCACAGCCUUCAGUAUGGAUUACACCUCAACAUAAAGAAAACAAAAAUCCUCACAACUGGACCAAUGAGCAACAUCAUGAUAAACAGAAAAAAUAUUGAAGUUGUCGAAGAUCACAUUUUACUUGAAUCUACAAUCAACACCCACGGAAGCAGCAGUUAAGAAAUCAAAUGAGGUAUUGCAUUGGGCACAUCUGUUGCAAAAGACUUCUUUAAAGUAUUAAAAAGCAAAGAUGUUGCAUUAAGGACUAAGGUGCACCUGACCCCAAGCCAUAGUGGUUUUGAUCACCUCAUAUGCACGUGAAACCUGGACAAUGAAUAAGGAAGACCUAAGAAGAAUUGAUGCCUUUGAAUUACAGUAUUGGGGAAGAAUAUUGAAUAUACCAUGGACUGCCAGAAAAACAAAUAAAUCUGUCUUGGAAGAAGUACAGCUCCUUAGAAGCAAAGAUGAUGGGGAAACUGAGGCUGAGAAAGGCAGGAAUUCAUCCAGGUUCAUACAGCAAGCUGUAGGGAGCCUCAGAACUAGUCUACCAGUGAUGAGAGCAAAAUGGUGGAGCCAUUCUUCUUGGGUUCAAAUCCCGACUUCCUUGGGCAGUGACUUUGAGCAGCUUCCUGAUGACAUCCCCAUCUCAGCCAACAUCGCCGACAUCGAAGAGAAGAGAGGCUUCACCAGCCACUUUGUCUUUGUUAUUGAGGUGAAGACGAAAGGGGGAGCCAAGUACCUCAUCUACCGCCGCUACCGGCAGUUCUAUGCCUUGCAGACCAAGCUGGAGGAGCGGUUCGGGCCAGAGAACAAGACCAGCCCCUUCACCUGCAGCCUCCCCACCCUCCCAGCCAAAGUCUACGUGGGUGUGAAGCAGGAGAUUGCCGAGAUGCGGAUACCUGCCCUGAAUGCUUACAUGAAGAACCUGCUCAGCCUGCCCGUCUGGGUGCUGAUGGACGAGGAUGUCCGGAUCUUCUUUUACCAGUCACCCUACGACUCCGAGCAGGUGCCCCAGGCGCUCCGCCGGCUCCGCCCGCGCACCCGGAAGGUCAAGAGCGUCUCCCCACAAGGCCCCAGCUUUGACGGCAUGGCAGCCCCGCGAGCAGAGGCCCUGUUUGACUUCACUGGGAACAGCAAACUGGAGCUGAAUUUCAAAGCCGGAGACGUGAUUUUCCUCCUCAGUCGGAUCAACAAGGAUUGGCUGGAGGGCACUCUCCGGGGAACCACGGGCAUCUUCCCCCUGUCCUUCGUGAAGAUCCUUAAGGACUUCCCUGAGGAAGACGACCUCACCAACUGGCUCCGUUGCUACUACUACAAAGACACAAUCAGCACCAUCAAGGACAUCGCGGUGGAAGAAGACCUCAGCAGCACUCCACUGUUCAAAGACCUGCUGGAGCUCAUGAGGCGGGAGUUCCAGAGGGAGGAUAUUGCCCUGAAUUACCGGGACACAGAGGGAGAUCUGGUUCGGCUGCUGUCGGACGAGGAUGUGGCGCUCAUGGUGAGGCAGGCCCAAGGCCUCCCCUCCCAGAAGCGCCUCUUCCCCUGGAAGCUGCAUGUCACCCAGAAGGAUGACUACAGGGUCUACAACACUGUCCCCUGAGUGAAGGUGUCCCUGGGACAGCUGGAGAAGAGCCUUCAGCCCUCAGAGGAGAUUAGGACCUCCAGAAAAGGCUGGGAGUGGGGGACAGACGUCCUAGUCCAAAUCUGAUGGCCCCCACUGGGCUUGGCUCUCUCUCUUGCACUUUAUUUUCACACUUAAUCUCUGAAUUCAAUAAACCAUUUCAACUCAAAGGGCAA